UUCAACCUUGGCGCCAUAUGCAGCCAGAUUGGGGCCUCUUGCGACCGCACCACCGCCCUUGGCCGUCACCUUGCAAUGGACGCCUUCAUUGCCGCCGCCAGAUUCUUCUUGAAACUUUGGACGGUUCUCGCCGAGGAGGUCUCCGCCACCCUCGACUUGACUCCCCUCUUCGCCGAGAGUCUUCACUGCCUCUUCUACGCUCAGGCUUUGGAGCUCAAAUUACAGCAACAACAAAACAACAACAGCAGUUCGGCUCUUGAAAAACAUCGAUGUGCCGUUUUGUUUGAAUCGGUUUCUGAGCAUUAUAAGAGAGCGUAUAAUCUGAUACUAGGUGAUCCGGCUGCAAUCGAACAUGUCCUCUCAUUUGAGGUAACCUGGAUAACUCAUCUUCACAAGAAGGACAAAUUCUUUCGGGAGGAGGCACGUCAGAGGCGAUCAUCCAUCCUACCCAAAUCCCUGGCACAUGAUUUACAUGAACCACCAUUCUCGUCUAGGUUAUCGUGUGCUCUUCUUGAUCAGGAUGCAGAAUCUGUCUCUGAAAAAUUAGUUAGAGGGAUUUGCAGGCGAUUGGACCUGUGGAUACCCAAGCUAGAAGGAGUGUACCUUGACGUCGUCCUUUCCGAGGACACCCAUUAUCGAUGGUAGAAAGCUGGUGGCUAACCCAUGGGACAUGCCUCCUCGUUAUCCAACAAAUUUCGCAAUCCCCUCGUCUUCCUCUUCAACUUCGUCACAUAUUCUGGCAUUGCCUUUGAAGAAGAGUGAGCCCUUGGACCUCUACAAGUCCUUGCGCAAUUACUUUGUCCUCAAAUACUCCGAGAGUGUGGCAAAGAGAGUAGAAGGCCUUCUCGAAUUGCUAAACAAAUUGCGUAGUGAAAUGCUGCGUGAUGACCUCUCUCUACCCUUGCGCCGUGACUGCCUCAUCCGCUAUUAUAAAUGCCUUUGCAUGAUUGAGCCUUUGUUCCCCAUGACUAACUCACCCAACCCACCUAUCUUUGUUUGGUACAGUGCCUUCAACCCACAACAGAACUCUUCUCAGCACAACAUCCAUUUGGAGAAGGCCUCUGUUCUCUUCAACCUGGGAGCCCUCGGCUCCCACAUUGCUCUCUCCUGCGAUCUCACCACCCUCCAAGGCCAGCGGAUUGCCAUAAACGCCUUACAAGAUGCUGCAUAUUAGUUCUUAAUACUAACGCAUGAGGCUGAGAAGGCAUCUGCCACCAUUGACUUGUCAAUAAGCUGCACCCAGAUGCUGCGCGAGAUAAUAACCGCUCAGAUUGCUGACUUGGAAUGCAGGUUUCCUCAACCUCGUUUUGUAUCAGAUUCUGUUGGAUGUCCUGUUUCUCUGCUUUAUCGGAAAGCUUUUGAACUGUCGGCAUUGGGGCCUUUAGCUGAGACUCGUCCUGUUAAAUCCUUGAUACCUAAUUAUCUUGGGUCUAAUUUGAGAACCUGCCAUAAUGAAUUUGCACCUAUUGAUGUCACUGAAGAAUUUAUUACAGGAUAUUGUAAGGCUGUACGAUUUCUUUCAGGGCAUUGUGGGGCUCAACACGAGUUUCCAGCGGGAUGUCAACCACCAUGCUUGGACCUUCUCUUCGAGGCUGGCCCUGUCAUGAUUAAGGAUGAAAAUCUUGUGGCCAACCUUAGAGGCAGUAACAUUCGCAUUGGAGGAGAUGAGCUCCCAGGAGACCACAGUAACAUCACCACAGACAUAAACUAAACAAGCUUUAGGAAUGAACUUUUCGUUCUU
Molecule: messenger RNA, 1741 nt
Organism: Arachis duranensis
Lineage: Eukaryota; Viridiplantae; Streptophyta; Magnoliopsida; Fabales; Fabaceae
Exons: 3
Coding region: 1244-1711 (155 amino acids)
Source: RefSeq, a predicted model, not a curated record